Molecule: messenger RNA, 793 nt
Organism: Trichoderma asperellum CBS 433.97
Lineage: Eukaryota; Fungi; Ascomycota; Sordariomycetes; Hypocreales; Hypocreaceae
Source: RefSeq, a predicted model, not a curated record
GGCUCCGUGGAAUCCGCAGCAAGACCUGAUAGGCAGGGCCGCGGAGAGGGGUGAGAGAGUGCUCUCAAAAGUCUCCGAGAUGCGGCCACAGCUCUGGCGGCACAGGAAAAAAUGCGGGCUGGGGCGCACGAAGGGAAAAAAGGCGCCGGAUUAUUAAGAUGCGGCCCUGGAGAUGAACAAGAACAGCGCAAGAUGAUGGACGAUUCAGCAGCUCGCCGCGGCACUGGCAAUGACUGAUGCGAUGCAGGUGAGAGAGAAAGAGGGAGAUGGAGGCGGCGAGGAGGCAGCCGCACAGGGUAUGUAAUAGAUUCGAGGCUCGGCCAACGGGCCAAACAGCACAGCGAGUCCCUGCACUUGCGCGGCGAGGUACCCAGGCGAGACGUCCAGGCGGCGGAGAUGGGUACUUUGCAGGAUCGGUGACCAACACGCCUGGGCCAAUGGGCAAAGGAGGCAAGGGGACCUUGAUGGCGCAUUCGCGGGUUGACGCCACCGGGCAUCGACGUCGUCCUGGCGCAGGUAUUCCGUGCCGUGCUCACCAAAGUAUCCAAAGUCUCUAUCGGUGUUGCACGAGUCGUGUGCUAAUAAUCCAGGUACCAAGGCAUAUCCAUCUCUGGGCACAUGUCGCAGCCAGGUGGCAUGAUCCACGAAACCACGGCGCUAUGGCUUCUGGCAGCAUCCAGGCAAACGAAGCGUCACGACCGACUUGGACGCAAGAAUGGCAUUAGUGAACAGGGGGACAAACAGGAGAAGAAAAAAGAGUUACUGUAUGCGGGUUGCGAUGUGACAUAAUAAA